AUGACUUCGGCGGAUUUAACAUUGAUUGAAAGGCUACGAAAGGAGAAUUUAGAGCAAUUCUUUACUUUAGUGCGUAUGCACCUAUCUUUUGUCGUAGAUAUUAAUACUGACGAUGUUGACUGUUCAACUGAUAAACCAAAGCAGUUCCGAUGGAACUUCCAUAAGAAAACAAAGAACUCCAAUUCAAAUUCUAGUCAAAAUAAUGCAAAUAUUACGAAAAAUAACGUCGAAGUGAGUUCAAUUACUGAAGAUGGAAUAUUGAGAGUGAAUGAGCUGAUAGAUUUUCUAUCAAAACCCGACAAUGUAACCCAAGAAGGAAUAUUUCGCAGAACUGGUUCGUUGAACAGACAGCAAGAGUUGAAGAACUUGCUCCUCACAGGAUCCAACCUUGGUUUGGAUGAUGGAAAGUUUUCUGUCCAUGAUUGUGCCUCUGUGUUGAAGGGAUUCCUUGCUGAGUUACCACAACCUCUACUGAUGGAUCAGUAUUAUCAGACAUAUUGCACUUUGGCUGCGCAAUACCCUCCGAAUGCAGAUUCGUCAGAAGUAAAGCUCCUAACAGCGUUGCAACUGCUCCUGCUACUUCUAACACCGUCCCACAGGAACUUCUUACAGCGGCUGUUGCGGUUGUUACGACUGACUGCGGACAAUGAAGCCUCUAAUAGGAUGUCGCCUGACACUCUAGCUACCAUGUUCACUCCACAUCUACUUUGUCCAAGAAAGCUAUCACCAGAGACAUUCCACGCGGACUCUAUAGCACUAUCACCAGUGAUCAGCUUCAUGAUCCGCCAGUCCUCCAAACUGUUUGACGCGCCGACGCAGUUGGUGACGGACGCGGCCGCCUACCUCACAGUGCGGGAGAAGAGACGAGCCAUGUCGCCGCUGGUCGACUUGGAUGAGAGUAUUACUGAUAAGACGGCCGCGAGCACGGUGUACACGUUCGUGGACCGUCCGCGCACGCGCGCCGAGAACGCUCACAACCCGACCGACACCGCGCUCGCGCAGCUCUACGCACACAUACAGGCGCUGCCUGACUCCAGCCACAAACGACGGCUCAUCAAACAUUUCAACAGGCAAAAUGGAUAUGGUACACCAAUACAAAUUCAAAGGACAGGUAAAGUGGCUGGUUCUAGAAGUUUCGGCGAUUCCAUAAAGAGACAUAUCUUCAACAAGGGACUUCUCAACAAGACGCCAAAGAAAGGUUCUGGCUCUAAUAUUAAUGUAAUAGAAGAGAAAUCAGCCAAAGGGAAACUAAGGUUCACAGAUGACAAUAAAGUCGAUGUGUCACACAAAAAUAUAGUUCUCAAAAACUUAGCUCAUAAAAUAGCGAGCUCUGAGUCUCUAGACGACGACUACGAAUCGGACGCCAGCAACGAAAGCACGUUAUCAGAAGGCGCACUAAAUAAAUCUCGUAAACUAAGUCCGAAGUUCGUGUCUGAACCGAAUUUGAGUGCUUUGGAUACAAACGAUGAAACUCCGAAGAAGAAACGCGGUAAUCGGCUGUUUCGUUCGAAGAUAAUGACGACGCAGACGUUGAAUAAGAAGUAUCAGAAGCGGCACGGGGCUAUACGGGGGACGCCGACUUGCGUCUCGUGUUUCGAUGACCAAGACACUGGGUCGGAGCACGAGUCGUGCCAAGAAACGAGUCAAGACAAAAGUCCUAUAGACACACCAACGAGGAUUUUGCAGGACGAUAUGAAACACUACCUUACUAGUACGCCAGGGAUAUCUGACGCGGUUCUGUUUGAUGAAGACUGUUCCACGCCUUACGCUAUAAAUUUUCGAAGAGCCUCUAUGUCGCCCAUAACGAAGUCUACGCAAAAGUUGUCCAAAGCAAUGCAGGAAUCAAUAAUGACACCGCGAUCCCGUAAACCGCUGAUUAUAACAUCGGAACAGCGAGACAUGGCCGACACGACCGUUCAGAAAGACGAAACGACCAAGUCUGACGUCAUCUAUCAAUCUAUGUCGCCCAAGAACGAUAGCGAUUUCGUCUCCUCAGAUGAUGAUGACGUCACAAGGUCCACAUUCUCGUGUGAAAGAUCAAGAUCAAGUCAGUCUGCAAGCACAUCACUACCACGAACGAAUCAAUUCGAUGCCCGAUCGAUCAAUUCAAUCGGUGAAGGUAGCCCUAUACGACCGGAAAGUACUCGAUUCGUUUUAAGCCGCGAUAGACCGAAUUUAGUUGACGAACUAAACACAACACUAUGCGGUAGCGACGAUGGCCUACCAAAGUUCGCAAUAUCUUACGAUACAAACGAACAAAAAUGUCUAUCGGAACCUUUUAGAGAAUAUCUCCUCAGUAGAUCGGUUCUAACAGCGACUCCAAUCGAUUUAUCGAUACUAAAUAAAUCGAAUGACACCGAUGAUAAAAUUAGCGAUUCACUUCUCUACUGUUUAGAUGGUAACGUACCUUCAGAUUUAACGUUAUCGAUAAGUAAUUUGGCAGUCGAUAAAGAAUCUAGUUUGAGGUCGCCGUUAACGAGUAUAAGUGUGAAUAUCGAUAAAAGUCCGAAUAGAAAGCGUUUGGCUGAUAAUAUUGGUUGCAUAGAGGAAUCUACGUCUGAGACGAAGAAGCUGAUGGUUGCUAAAGAGAAUAUAAAAGAGGUUUUUGAAAUACGAGAGACUGAAUUGUAG
This is a messenger RNA of Spodoptera littoralis (African cotton leafworm), 2631 nucleotides long. Lineage: Eukaryota; Metazoa; Arthropoda; Insecta; Lepidoptera; Noctuidae. The record is from the annotation of a GenBank genome assembly.